AAAUAGGUUGACUUCUCAGUGUCACAAUCACUCCUCUUCUUUGCUUCAAGUUCACACUUUCCUUCACCAAAUCGCUUCCCGAUUUCUCAACUCCACUUUUCUUCAAUCCAAAGAUCCAAGGAUUCACCUCAAAGAAGUCCGUUGAUGAAGAAUCGAAGGACAACCCACUUCACAGUAACUGCAGACUUAUAUUUUAUUCGUAUGGGAGAUCAAAAGGAGGUAUUUGUUGUGGUGUAGAAAAUUAAUAUUUGGUUAGCGGGAUUCUUUCAGAUUAGAAGUUGUAAAGGAGUGCUUUGAGGGGUAUCGUAAUUUUAGCGUAAAGAUGAAGUGUUUUGGAGUUGAUGGUUGGAUUUUAACAGGGUUGCUAGUUUUGUUGUGCUUUGGUUUUGGAAAAGCAUACCUUGUUGAUGGAGAGUUUGGUGGUAGGAGCAGGAGUGGAAAUUCAAUGACUUACAGAUAUGAUAGGAUGGAUGAGGUGAAGAAAGAAUGCUCCUUGGUUUUAUCUUCUGCUUCUAAUUUAAGACCUGCUGAUGAUAUAGUUUUUAGUUUAAGAGAAGAGCUCUCCUUUUUGAAUGGAGAUUGGUGGCAGGAGUCAAAUGGUGCUCCCAUUAUGCCCUUUGAUGAUAGAGAUCUUGCAAUAAAUGGCUCACUGAGUCAUGGAUCUCCCUCGAAGUUGGUUUCUUUUUGGGUUACUGAUGUUAAUAAAGUUCAUCGAUCUAAGAAAUGGAUUGGUGUCAGCGGUGCAUUGCUAAUGGGGAUAACAUCGGAUGGAUUAUUUAUGGAACCGCCCUAUGAGGGAAGUCCUCAUUUUGAUAUGUGGCCUGGUCAUUCUCAGCUUUCUAUUUCAUUCCAAGGAGUUUAUACUGAAUCAGAGAAGAAUGGGGCCGAAAGAGUUAUGUGUUUGUUGGGGCAUACAGUGUUACCAUCUCGUCAGCCUGAAUCUGCUGAGCCAUGGCCAUGGGUUGAGGAAUCUGGUUAUGCUAAUCAGCCCCCACUCGUGCAAGAUGAUCAAAUUCUGCUUGUGCUUCGUUAUCCGAGGACAUUCACUUUGGUAAACAGAAGAAUACGGGGAAGCAUGAAGAGCUUAAAUUUGAAAUCAAAUCCAAAAUUUUUUAAUGAAAUUAGCAUGUCUUCUUGGUUGGCUGCUUCUGCAAACUACGAGUUUGGUUCUGAAAAGAUCGUGUCAAGGGCAUGUGAUCCAUACCCAUAUAAAGAUACUCUGGUGAAUGGUGAUUUUGAUGUGUAUAGAGGGCUUGAUUUUUGUAACAUUCUUGAGAAGUAUACCAAACAAGAAGCUUUAACUAUUGUGCCGAACUGGAGAUGCAAUGGAACGGAUGAGUUUUGCAGCAAGUUGGGACCCUUCAAAGCAGAUAAGCAGAUAAAGGAGACAGAUGGGAGCUUCAAAGACGUUAAGCUUGUCAUUCAGGAUUUCCGAUGUCAGGAAGUGGCUGACAAUCCUGACUUCAGAAGGAUAUCUUCAGUGUUCAGAGCAGUUCCUCCAUUUGAUAAGAAGUUCAUUGCAGCAGAAAGAACUGGUCUUAAUAAUAUGACACUAUCUGCUGAGGGAAUUUGGAAAUCUUCCAGCGGACAACUUUGCAUGGUUGGCUGCCUUGGAUUGCUUGAUAGUGAACGCACUGCCUGUCGUUCUCGAGUAUGCUUAUAUAUUCCUAUCUCAUUUUCCAUAAAACAAAGGAGCAUCAUAGCGGGCACUUUCUCUAGUGUUGAUGGAGGAGCUGGAUCUUACUUUCCUCUAUCAUUUGAGAAGCUGGUGCGCCCUGCAGAGUUGUGGGAUCAGUUCACAGCUGCUCGUCCAUACUAUAAAUACACAAAAAUUAAUGCAGCUGGUGCGGUCUUAGAGAAAAGUGAACCCUUCAACUUUGGUAAUAUGGUUAAGAAAUCUUUACUGGAGUAUCCCAAGUUAGAAGCCACAGAAUCAUUCCUUGUCAGUCUCUCUCUUCUUUCUGAAGACCUCACUCUUCAUAUACCUGCAGUUCCAGAUUCAUAUUCCAGCUCCUUUCUCACAAGAACAGAUUUCCAAAUGGAAAUUGUUUCUCUUGGUCCUUUGUUGGGGCGUUACUGGUCACCAAAUGUUUCAAACACUGAACAGGAGAACCCCUAUCAGGAUAAAGCUGAAUACACAGAGAAGCAGCUCCUCCUAAAUGUUUCUGCUCAAAUUGCUCUAAGUGGAAAAUCUUUUGACAAUUUCUCAGUACUUUUUGUGGAGGGGCUAUACAAUCAACAUGCUGGAAAGAUGUAUUUAAUUGGAUGCAGAGAUGUUCGAGCUUCAUGGAACAUUCUGUAUCAAAGCAUGGAUCUUGAAGCUGGAUUGGAUUGUCUAAUUGAAGUUAUGGUAUCAUAUCCACCAACUACCGCCCGUUGGUUAGUUAGUCCAACUGCUAGGAUUUCCAUAUCCAGCAAAAGGAAUGAUGAUGAUCCUCUCUAUUUUAGACCAAUCAAGCUCCAAACUUUUCCUAUUGUGUAUCGGGGGCAAAGGGAAGACAUCCUUUCUCGUAGAGGUGUUGAAGGGAGCCUUCGCAUCCUAACACUUUCCUUUGCAAUCGCUUGCAUAGUAAGCCAGAUAUUUUACAUCAGGGACAAUGUGGAUUCUGUUCCUUACAUGUCUCUUGUCAUGCUAGGCAUCCAAGCUGUUGGUUACAGCCUUCCACUAAUUACGGGUGCAGAGGCCAUAUUUGAAAAGAUGGCUUCAGAAUCUUAUGAGAACCCAGCUUAUGACCUUGAGAAGAGCCAGGCAAUACGCGUAAUUGAUUACACGGUGAAGCUUCUUGUGCUUGUAGCCUUUUCAUUUAUUCUGAGGCUCUGUCAAAAAGUGUGGAGAUCGAGAAUCAGAUUGUUGACAAGGGCUCCUCUUGAACCACAUCGUGUACCAAAUGACAGGAGGGUCUUGCUAACCACCUUGACCAUACAUGUCAUCGGUUAUGCCCUUGUUCUGUUUGUCCAUUCUCUCACUACAAGCCACAGACCUCUUCAGACUGAGAAGUUUAUAGAUUCAUCUGGCAAAUCCCAAACACUACGUGAAUGGGAAACUGAACUGCAGGAGUAUAUGGGUCUUAUUCAAGACUUUUUCCUCCUCCCCCAAGUAAUUGGCAACUAUAUUUGGCAGUUACGUUGUAAACCACUGAGAAAGUUUUACUACAUUGGGAUAACAGCAGUAAGACUUCUUCCCCAUGCAUACGAUUUUGUGAGGUCUCCCAUUCCAAACCCCUAUUUCUCCGAGGAAUACGAGUUUGUCAACCCCCGAUUUGAUUUCUUCUCCAAGUUCGGGGACAUUGCAAUACCAGUCACGGCCGCUGUUCUAGCAGUUAUAGUCUACGUUCAGCAAAGGUGGAACUAUGAGAAGAUAAGUGAAACUCUUACAAGGCAGUCUAAGCUUCUUCCAUUUGGUUCUAAAGUAUAUGAGAGGUUGGGUUCCAUGUCAGUUGAAGCCGAGCUAACUUCUGGUGUCAAUGCAACUGCUGGAAAUGAGAAAGAUGAUGAUGAUGCAAAUUGACUGGGAUUGGUUUCAUAUAUUUCCAAACAGAGCUAAGUUACCAGAAUGGUGCUAAUGGGACUUGAGGUGUUGUGUUUGUCAGUCUUCUUGUAAACUCAGUUUUCAAUCUAAUGAAAAUGCAUUAGGGAGACCAUUAGCUCAUUCUUGAGAUGUACAACACUUUCAUCUUUUGACCUUGUCUUGCUUCCAAGGAUUGCUCGCUAAUGAUCUCAAUUGCAUGGUUUUC
Molecule: messenger RNA, 3734 nt
Organism: Coffea eugenioides
Lineage: Eukaryota; Viridiplantae; Streptophyta; Magnoliopsida; Gentianales; Rubiaceae
Exons: 2
Coding region: 323-3508 (1061 amino acids)
Cellular component (GO): intracellular membrane-bounded organelle
Source: RefSeq, a predicted model, not a curated record